This is a messenger RNA of Epithele typhae, 1608 nucleotides long. Its product is annotated as GMP synthase. Gene Ontology annotation, cellular component: cytosol. Gene Ontology annotation, biological process: GMP biosynthetic process. Gene Ontology annotation, molecular function: ATP binding; GMP synthase activity; GMP synthase (glutamine-hydrolyzing) activity. Bases 1 to 1608 code for a protein of 535 amino acids. The transcript has 11 exons. The record is from RefSeq and is a predicted model, not a curated record. NCBI's taxonomy places the organism in Eukaryota, Fungi, Basidiomycota, Agaricomycetes, Polyporales, Epitheliaceae.
AUGGCAGAGAUCCACGACCAGUUUGACACCAUCCUCAUCCUUGACUUUGGCUCUCAGUACAGCCAUCUCAUCACCAGAAGAUGUCGUGAACUGAACGUCUACGCGGAGCUCAUGCCCUGCACACAAAAUAUCAAAGAUCUCCACUUCAAGCCGAAGGGCAUCAUACUCUCUGGUUCCCCUUACUCCGUCUACGACAAGGAUGCCCCUCACGUCGAUACUGCCGUAUUCGAACUCGGAGUCCCGGUCAUGGGCAUCUGCUACGGUCUCCAGGAGAUGGCGUGGAAUAUGGGUGGCAAAGUGGCGAAGUGCGAUCACCGUGAAUACGGGUUCGCGCAGGUCCAGAUAACGAAGAUUGGAGGAGAGAACGCGCGCCCUGACGCGCUGUUCGAUGGUCUGGGAGAAGAGCUUCAGGUCUGGAUGUCGCACGGAGACCAACUCUCCGUCAUUCCUCCCGAGUUCCAUGUCAUUGGUCACACAAAGACCGCUCCCUUCGCUGCGAUCGCACACAAUAGCAAGCCGUUCUACGGCAUCCAGUUCCACCCCGAGGUCACCCACUCCAAACGCGGUCGGGAGGUCAUCAGCAAGUUCGUGGUGGACAUCUGUGGUAGCGAACAACACUGGACGAUGGAAGAGUUCAUUGGCAAGGAGAUUGCGCGUAUCCGGGAGAUUUGCGGUCCGAAGGGUCGUGUGAUCGGCGCUGUCAGUGGUGGUGUGGACAGCUCUGUCGCAGCAAAGCUCAUGCAUGAGGCCAUUGGUGAUCGCUUCCACGCCAUCAUGGUCGAUAACGGUGUGCUUCGCAUGGAUGAAGCGAAGCAAGUACACGAGAUGCUUAACAAGGACCUUGGCGUGAACCUGACUGUCGUCGACGCGUCGGACCUCUUUCUCUCUCGUCUGGAGGGUGUCGAAGACCCUGAGAAGAAGCGGAAGAUCAUUGGCAACACUUUCAUCAACGUGUUCGAGGAGGAGGCCGCUAAGCUGGAGGCUGCUGCAGAGAAGGAAGCCGAGUCCAAGGGCAAGAUCGAGUGGCUACUACAAGGCACGCUAUACCCCGACGUUAUUGAGAGCAUCAGCUUCAAGGGCCCGAGCGCAACGAUCAAGACUCACCAUAACGUCGGCGGUCUGCUCAAGGACAUGAAGCUCAAGCUCAUCGAGCCUCUGCGCGAGCUGUUCAAGGAUGAGGUUCGGGCUCUCGGUCGUCUCCUCUCUAUCCCCAACCACCUUGUCCAGCGCCAUCCUUUCCCUGGUCCUGGUCUUGCCAUUCGCAUCCUUGGUCCGGUGAACCGCGAUCAGGUCAAGAUCCUUCAGCAGGCCGACAAGAUCUACAUCGACGAAAUACGCAAAGCGAAUCUCUACGACCAGAUCAGCCAGGCCUUUGCUGUAUUGCUACCCGUGAAGGCUGUGGGUGUCAUGGGCGAUGCGCGGACGUACGAACAGGUCAUCGCCCUUCGCGCUGUUCAGUCGGAAGACUUCAUGACUGCUGAUUGGUUCGUCUUCCCCGCCGAAGUACUUCGUCAGAUCUCCUCGAGGAUCACCAACGAGGUCGCUGGUAUCAACCGUGUUACAUACGACAUUUCUUCGAAGCCCCCGGCUACUGUUGAAUGGCUUUGA